This is a messenger RNA of Cherax quadricarinatus, 3468 nucleotides long. Lineage: Eukaryota; Metazoa; Arthropoda; Malacostraca; Decapoda; Parastacidae. The record is from RefSeq and is a predicted model, not a curated record.
AUGGGGUUGAAUGGAGUACUGAGUGGUAAUGUUUUCUUAGCUGGUAUUACGUUGGCAGCAGGCGGUGUUUUUGGCAGUGAGGUGCCACCUUCCCGCACCUUCGCCGUGGGCGGGCUGGACGCAGGUGCCCGCUACGAACUGCGGGUGACCGCACACAACGCCGCAGGUGCCACCCCUGCCCACUACACCGUCACUACACCUGGCCUGGGGCACACAGGGCCAGGUGUGGGCGUGGGUGGCACUGUGUGGGGCAGUGCCCCAUCAACGUCACCAGUGUGGCGUGACCCUCGGGUGAUGGUGCCAGCUGCUGUCUCCGCCUUGGCACUCCUGCUCACAGUCACUACCGUCUGCAUCUGUCUCAGGAAACGUCCCUCCAGCACCCCAGCACAGAAGGAGGUGCCUGAUGGUGUCAGUAGUGCCACAGAGGAGAAGACUGCCAUGCAGGCACGGGACGACGUCUACACCACCGUCAGGAGACCCGCGCCAACACCGCCUCAACACCAAGACGUCAGCAACAACACGGGGGAGUACAGUGAGGAAGAUCUGUAUCCCUAUGCCACGGCGACCUUCCAGAUGGGUGGGGGCAGCCCACCACCCCCGGCUCCGCCCUCGCCGCCCACUCACGCCCACCACCAGCAGCCACGAGGACAGAAAGCCUUCACUGCCCUGGUCUACCAAGCACCUUCCCUACAUGAUGUGGAUUCCCCUAACUUAAGUGAACGUGACAACCGACCACCACGAGGCUUUCCCUACGAAGCCUCGGAGACUGAGGAGUAUGGCAGUGUGAUGGAUGGUGGUGGUGACCCACGGUGUCCCCCACAAAGUGAUCCACGGUGUCCCCCGCACCACCGGCGACCCUUGCGACACCUCAGGACCAGGUCCCCCGCAGCGUCCGGUUCCCCUAAGACACGUCUCGCUCAGCCUCGCCUCCAGCAGCACCAGCAGCACACACUUCGCCCUGCACGCCAACCCAGGAGUCCAGCUGUAGGUCGUCGAAUGAGUGAGGGCAGCAACUCUAUUAAGGAUCACACAAGUGAUGCUGAAUGUGAUCUGCGCUGAGCAUGAGGAAUGAGAAGUAAUCAGGUUUUAAUCUGAGAAAGAGGAGACUAGCUAAAGUUCCUUGGAUUAAGAGCAUUUCACCAGCAUCAGAGCACUCUCCCCUACUUCCUUCAAGGGUGUUCAGUAUAAACCUCUAUUAUAUGAAUGCUAAAUAAUAGCAGCUACUGCUUUCUUGGGCAGAUUCUGCCAGUUAUGAAAGACGUAGACAGACAGUCAUCGCUACAAAUUUGGGAGGAGUUUACUAUCCCUGAGGUUUCCAUGAAAAUUAAAGUCUUAAUGGUACAAAAUUAUAUCUUGCAUAACAUACUUUAUCAGAUUUGGGUUCAUUUUUUGCUCGGGGACUAUAUUACUGUAAUGUGGCUACUAAUUGGUUAUUCGUUGAACAUCAUAAGAAACAAAGUCAAGAAAAAGAGUUCGAGGUGGGGAAAGCCAAUGAGGCUAGAGAAACAAUGGUAAUGAGUUAGGGAGGUCUGGCAGAGCGGUUGCUCUCCCUGAGCACAUCGGUAACUUCUGCCCCGUGCCUUUUUCAGUCUACGUGUACCUUCCUGAUUCUGUACACAUUUUGAAGCACUUCAAAAAUAUGUCUGGAGAUUUUCUUCAACUAUAGAGCCAUACAAGAUAAGGCUAUCAACAGAAGGUCAAUGUCUAGAGGAAUUUACCCAUAAUAUAGAGUACUUAUGAGGAAAUCACACAUUUUCUAACUAAUUUAAAUGGAUAUUUGAAAUCAACUAAGCUUUACCACUGACUGUUAUUCAAAAAUAGAAUUUGUUAGCUUUUAGUUGUCAUUGCAUUUGAAAUCAACUUUCGAUAAAAACAUUUAUAUAAGCACAAAACAGCAAAUAUUACUAUGAAAUAACAUGUUUUGACAUCCAAAAAUGUAACAAUCAUAACAUUGCCUAAGACCUCAAAAUUCACAUUUUUUGGCACCUUUUGUAUGUGCUUACUUCUGAAAUUAGAACCAGACUGAGCCAUUGCAAAAAAACACUGGAUAACUGAAUCUGUUUGCUGGUUGCUUAUCAGUCAAGUAGCUGGAUAAUUGAGAACCGUAAAUAAGGAAGCCAGCGAAUUGUAGAGAUGACUGUGUGCUGAAUAUGUUGUAACUUUGUUUAUUCAUGUCUAAACUCUGAAAUAACUUUAAAAGUAAUGGCAAAUAAUAAUCAAAAUGAAGAGGUUAUGUUUUAAAUAAGUAAUUCCUUGAGAGAUAAGCGAUUGACUCAUGGACUGAUAAAUUUAACCAAUGAAUAAUGAGCCUUUAAUUACUGGUGGUCGAAAUCUCAUGUUUGGUACUAGUUCGUCACUUAUCAGCGACUAAAUCAAACAUUAGUUGUUGAAUCGUUGAUUACUUGAAAGAUAUGAUAUGCACUGCUGGUGAGUUUUAUCAUAUCAGGCACUGUUGUUCGUUAGUGUCAGUUGCUGCCAUCAUAUGCCUGGCACUGUCAAAAAUAAAAGAAAACAUUUGAAGAGGAAAGCAGACCACUACCUGCCGAAACUGCCUGAUCAGCCAAGUUGUGAUGGUUAUGUGAUCCUGUGGGACACUAGCAGCAACAGCCUGGUUGACCAGGUAGUCAACAAAGAGCAUGGCCUAUAAUUGAGCUGCAGGUGUAGAAGGACCUAGAAACUAAACUAGUCACAGGUUUUGUUUUGUCUGGCCACAGGUAAACUGUUCUCUGGUUACAUAACUUGUGACCCUCUGUCAGGCAUUGAGCAUAGGCACCUGAUACGAUUGUCUGAGGCCAUUGAUAAUUUAUGAUCAGGACAGUAAUCACUGAUGACCCUCCCACAAGUACAACAUAUCCCAGAAUUGUCCUACCUUUGUCUCCUUGCUCGUGAAUCCAUCUGUGAUAAUAUGGCCAAAUCUGUGAAUGUUUUCAGCAGUUUACCUGCAGACUUAUAUAAAUCAUAUACUUGGUAUUAAUAUAUAUUAACUAUAUAUUUGAAAUUAGUUCUGUACAUAAAUCACACUUGGCAUUGUUUCUGUAAAUAAUAUUAAAUACCUGGUGUUAUGUCUGUACAUGAAUUAUAUCAAUAUAUAUCCAUAUACAAUGUUUCCAGCAUAUGCUACAGCUGGUCAAAACUAAAUUUUACCAAAAAUUGUGGUCAUGGGACACCUAAAUACGUACUCAAAACCAGGCCCAAGACUUAUAACGUGUUGAGAUGUUUUCACUAAUAUAGGUGUUUAUACUGUGGUAUCUUUAUACAGAUAACUCAUAUCAACUUUCUGUUUGUAUACCCUUGAUGGAUUUUCAUAAUAAAUCCAAAAUACAUUAUUGUUUAAUUUUCCUUUUUAAAAUGACAGUACCAGAAAAUGACCAGUAAGCAUAUACAGUAGAGUGUCGUUUAACACGGUAGUUACAUUCCUGAAAACGCUGUGUUAGACAAACUGAAAAACUUAGGGGAAAAAUAGGGUUA